This is a messenger RNA of Colletotrichum spaethianum, 321 nucleotides long. RefSeq lists its product as uncharacterized. NCBI's taxonomy places the organism in Eukaryota, Fungi, Ascomycota, Sordariomycetes, Glomerellales, Glomerellaceae. The transcript has a single exon. The record is from RefSeq and is a predicted model, not a curated record. The coding region runs from base 1 to 321 and encodes 106 amino acids.
AUGGCUUUCCUCUUUCAAUUCCGUCGCGUCUUUGUCCUCCCAAAGUUUGUUGUGUUUUGCGACAUCAUGAUAGGCUUUAUCAGCAUAUUCGGCAUCGCCGUUGUUGUGUCAUCUAUUGUCUUGAACACUCCGAGAUGGAGGGGAGAAUCGAAGACACAACUGCAGUAUGACCAGGGAAUGUGGUGGCUUGCGACAGCCAUUGUGCAUUUGGUAACGGACAUCAUCAUCUUCUUGAUGCCGAUACCUAUGCUCAGCAUGUUGAAGCUGAAACAAAUGCAGAAGGUUGCGCUCUUCGUCAGUUUCGGGCUUGGAUUUGUGUGA